GGCCCCGGCGGCGGCCGCUGAGCCCCGGCCACGCUGGCUCCCGGGGACCCUCCCGAGAUGCCGGUGCGCAGCGAGCGGUGCCGCGCGGGCGGAGCCGCGGGUUCGGCCUCCUCGGCUCCCUCCGGGGCGGCCGCCAGCAGCUUGGUGCCGCCGCCUCCCAUCAACACGGCGCAGCCCGGCGUGGCCACCUCGCUGCUGUACAGCGGCGCCAAGUUCCGCGGGCAGCAGCGCAGCAAGGGCAACGCCUACGAGGUGGAGGUCGUCAUGCAGCAUGUGGACAUGGAAAACUCCUAUCUCUGUGGAUACUUGAAGAUUAAAGGCCUUACAGAGGAGUACCCAACCCUAACUACUUUCUUUGAAGGGGAAAUAAUCAGUAAAAAGCACCCUUUCUUAACACGCAAGUGGGAUGCUGAUGAAGAUGUGGAUCGUAAACACUGGGGGAAAUUCCAAGCUUUCUACCAGUAUGCAAAAACAUUUAACUCUGAUGACUUUGAUUAUGAGGAUCUGAAAAACGGGGACUAUGUCUUCAUGAGAUGGAAGGAACAGUUCCUAGUGCCAGACCACACUAUCAAAGACAUCAGCGGUGCUUCCUUUGCUGGUUUCUAUUACAUCUGCUUCCAGAAGUCAGCAGCAUCUAUAGAAGGCUAUUACUACCAUAGGAGUUCAGAAUGGUAUCAGUCAUUGAAUUUAACUCAUGUUCCUGAGCACAGUGCUCCUAUCUAUGAAUUCCGAUGACAGCUGUCCAGAACUGAUACUGCACAGAAGCAAACGGGGCAGGAGAGCAUGGCCUGCCAGGAGGACUGUGUCCCUGUCGGAGCACGGGAAUGCACGCUUCUCUCCUGCCCCUCGGACUCGCAAGAGAGAGAGCCUGAAUGUUAACCCACCAGCCCAAGGAGCAUGGCUGCUGGAGCUUAAUUCUCCCUCCUGUCGAGUGGCGAUUUGAUCUUUAAUCUGGUUUUAAGAUACCUUUAAAUGCACUUUCUUAUUGCACAGCUAGUUUCUCUAUCACUGAAAUUCCUCCUGGCUCUCCUUCUGGAAGCUGUUUCUCAGUAGCUGGAAUCGGUCUAUUCUCUGACUAAUAAGAAAACAUAAGCUUGGUGCUUGUAUUCUCCUUGUUACAGCCUGAUAUGGUUGAAAUCGCCAGGACUCAGGUUUCUUACCCAGAUUGCCAGCUCUGAUGCUCCCGGAGCCAGGCACGGCCGGUGUGUGAGGCUCUGCUUGGCAGGCAGCUGCUCAGCUGCAGUCUGUCAAGGGAGUGUUGGCUGAGAUGGAUGAGGGUUGAACGAGUCUUUGCUUCCUGCUGGCUAAUGAGGUUAGCCAGAGCUGCAGAUCUUUCAGGAGCACCGGCCCUUUGGAGCCGAGAGCUGUUCCAGUGCCUGGAUAUGCCACUGGGAAUUAGUUUGAUGUAUGGACUUCCGGGCUGUCAGUAAAGUGGUUCUGAACUCUGCUUAUAGGUGUAUAAUUUGCUCUUUAAUUAAGUUAAGGGUUUGAAGAAAAGAAAAAGAAAAAAACUUUUAUUAAAAAAAGAAAAUAUUUUUAUGGCUCCUUUUCCCAAGGACCCUAUGGCAAAUGCACAAUUACUCAGUUACAUUUUACUGUUUUCACAUUGAAAACCAGGAAUGUCUAUGUUAGUUUUUAUAUACAUGUAUGUAUUCAGCUAGCUUCUGCUUUGGGACAGUAAUUGGAGUGCAAGUGUUGAACAGCAUCACACAAACAGCUUGAACUGUUCAGCAUUUGUACUCAGCCCUCAUGCUACACCAACACCACUGCUUGAUACCUUUAUGCAAGGCAAAAAAAAAAAAAAGGAAAACAAAACAAAAAAAACCAACUCAAUAUCUCUCUGACUUUGAAAUGUUUCAAAUGAUAUAACUUAAGGCUUGUGUGCCAAAGUGUGCGUGUGUGUGUAUGCGUGUGCAGGUUUUUUUCCAAGACAUUUUAAAAGUUGGCCUCAGUUGUAUAUUUAAUGUGUCAGUCACCCCUGCAGGGCUUUUGUGGAAGUUUGGCUGGUGUUUUUCAGGCUGUUUGAAAACACCCCCCUGAAGCAGACCUGCAUUAUAUGCUGACAGGGCGGGUGCUGAGGAUGGGUUUGCUACCUAGGAGAGGAAAGCAGAGCUCUCUGCAUCCCUUGUGUUGGUUGUUUGGGUUUUGUUUUCUACUUCCUUUUGGCAGCAUGUGGGGUACUGCGCAGUAGCUGAGUUGCUAGUGUAAACCUUAACAGGAGUGGGUUUGGGUCUCAGUGAGCCUGUUCUGUAUGCACCAAGCUGGGAUUGUGCACGUUGGAGAGGUGGUGGGGCUGUUGGGAAAUGAUGCAGUGCUGGAAGUGCCCUUCUGUGGGCUGCUCACUGCGGGUGAGUCCUGGGCCCCAGAACCAGCAGCCCUGCCUGCAGAUGGAGGUGGGAGAUUGGAGCAAGUGUGGGCUGUUGUCUUGGUUGUUUGUUGCAGGUGAAUUUGUAGUGUCGCACAAAGGCUGAGGAGGAGCUGGAGGAGGUUGAGGCCGGUGUGAGUAGGGCAGCUUAGAAACAGAUUCUACUUUUAUUCUGAUCCUCUGGGAGAAAUUUGGCCUGCAGAAAAGUGAGGGAAGGCAUUUCUGCAUGCAUGGUGCUGGGAGAUGUCCUGGUUUUUGAGGCUAACACCAAUGGUGCUCCUCAGCUGUGAGAAGUGGAGGGAUGAGCUGUAGGGAAGGUGGCAGCAUGGGUGCAGACCCUUCCCCACAGCUUGCUUUCAGGAGCUGUGUGCAGUGCUGGCAGUGGCAGUAACCACCCUGUGCUGUUAGUGCAGUGUUACACUCGGGUUUCUAAUGCUGUUCAGUUGAAUUGGUUCUGUGGUUGUUUGCAGAAGCUGAUUAGGAAGGUUCCUGGGGUCAUUCAGUAAUGUAUCUACCUAGAAUUUUCCCUGCAGUUUUCCUGCGAGAGCUGCUAUGGGGAAGGAAGAGUGUUCUUUUCAUAUACCUCUGCCUGUCUCAUGGCAGCAGACACAAAAUACUUCAGCUGUAAUCCCAACUGGCCUCAGUAAGACGUGUUAGGGAUAGGGAACAGUGAUGUGAAGGGCCGCUUGUGUUCAGGAUUUCUCUAAAGCCUUGGUUUUGAUUUUCUUUUUCUUUGAGUUGUUUGAUAAGCUGAAGGGCUGUUCAGUAUGUCACAUUGUGGUGAGAGGCGACUAACGGGUGAGGUGCUGGGAGAGGAGGGAGUAACGGGGGAUCUGCAGCUUCUGAAAAAGGUGUGAGUUCUUUUUUUUUUUUUUUUAAACAAUGUUGGCUGAAGAAUUAGCAUAUUUAUGGAUGUACUUUGGAAAAGGGACUGGGAGAAGUAUUUUGUGGAGUUAUCAACGUCCAAAUUAAAAACAAAAUCUAUUUAAGGA
Messenger RNA from Phasianus colchicus (ring-necked pheasant), 3357 nucleotides. RefSeq names its product GID complex subunit 4 homolog (gene GID4). NCBI's taxonomy places the organism in Eukaryota, Metazoa, Chordata, Aves, Galliformes, Phasianidae. The record is from RefSeq and is a predicted model, not a curated record. Gene Ontology annotation, cellular component: GID complex. Gene Ontology annotation, biological process: proteasome-mediated ubiquitin-dependent protein catabolic process; protein targeting to vacuole; protein catabolic process in the vacuole.